UUUUAUGGGGAUAGAUAAUUAAAGUGGAUAUUUGUGGAGUAAUGCCGAUUAAGCAGGACUUGUGAGUGCCUUGUUGAUGUGAAAAAGUUGCAAUUUUGUUUGGAAAAAGAAGCGGGUUGAGUCGCCAUGGAGGAAGAGAAAAAGGAAUUAGAAGCUGACGAGCCCUCGCGUGGCUGGUGGGCGAGGCUCGGCAAGAACGAAACGUUUCGAAAAAUGGUCGGCCAUUUGUCGUUAAUUUUCGCCCUCUUGGUCUACACUUUCAUCGGCGCUCUGGUGUUUCAAGCAUUAGAAUACGAUGAGGAGGUGAUUCAGCAAGAAACCUUGAGGGUUCAACUCAUGCAAGACCGCCGCCAUUUUAUACAAGAGAUCCUUAAUCUAACAGAGAGCGCUGGGUUAUCCCGUUCUUUUUCGUCUUUGUAUAAUGACCAAGAGGGAGGGAUGGGAAAAAGCCACACCGAGGGAGAGUGGGAAUACGAAGAGGAGAGCGAAAGGGCAGAGAAAGAAGAAAGAGUCUCCACGAUGCUGAGGUACUACGAACAGGUUGUGGUGGACAGCGGCGACGCUCGAGUAACACCUCUACAGGCCGGGACGGAACCUGGCUGGUCUUUCCCGCAGAGUGUGUUCUUCACGGCGACGGUUCUAACGACUAUAGGCUACGGCAACAUCGCCCCCAUGACCGUCCGAGGCAAGAUCUUCUGCAUCGUCUUCGCCCUCGUCGGCAUUCCCCUCACACUCACGAUCAUCAGUGACAUGGGCGAGGUGUUGGCGUCGCUCGUGCCCGUGGAGACGCUCUCGAAGAUGCUGCCGAAAGGAAAGCUCCGCCCCGUCGUGACCGUCCUGACCGUGCUGUGUCUACUGGUGGGCAUCAUAGCUUUGGGAGGCUGCAUCUUCGCCCCGCUGCAGAGAUGGACGUUCAUGGAUGCUUUUUACUUCUGCUUCAUCACUACAACUACCAUCGGAUUUGGGGAUCUCGUGCCCGACGUCGGGAAGACCUGGUCCCUGAUGGGCUGCACGCUGUACAUCCUCGUGGGUCCUGUGUUCACCUCCACCGUGAUCGAGCUCGUCCGCCGCCAGUACGCUUCGUCGUGGGAGCAGAUGAAACAGCUGUCACUUCGACUCAACACGAUCUCGGGUCCACUCGCUGAAGCUAUGAGGAAGAUGGCGGAGACUGGGGCUGGAGAGGUGGAAGUGGACGCCAAUCUAGUGAGGGAGCUUCGCGACUUGGACUCCGCCUUCACUCGCGUUCUGAGGGAGGAGGAGGGAGGCCAGCUCGAGGAGAAGGAGCCCGAGGACGACCCUUGGACGGCGCUGCUCAACAUGGCCGCCAAGAAGAAGAGAAUCACGAUCCUAAUGUACGAGAGCAGCGUGUGAAAAUCUCGAACGUGUUUUGGUUUCUAAUCUACUCUGUGGGGGAUCGAAGAGUUUAUAUGUUUUGGUUUGUUUUGCCACUUUCGGAUGAAUCCCCUUUUAGUGUAGUUAUUGUUCUGGUCUUGCCUCUAUUAAAAAAAAAUAUAUAUUAUAUAUAGUGGAGAUUAGCCCUUAGACUUAAUUUCGCAUCACCCUCGUCAAUAAGAUGCUGAGAAUUGAGAAUAAUAAUUGAAAAACAACUCUGUAAAAUAUAGAUGAUGUUCAAUUGUUCACAGGAUUUAGAAAAUUUUAUCGCGGGGGUAUCGAACUGAAAACCGUUCGAGGGCUAAUUUUCAUUUCAGUUAUCAACUUUUUAGGACAAACAAAUACCUGGAUUUUAGGAUUACGUAAUCAAAAACUCUGAUAUUAUAAAGUGAAGUUUAUUUUACUUAUUGAAUUGUAAUCAGUGGGCAAAUGAUAAUAACGUCCAUAUGUAUAUGUAUUAAGCUUGGACUGUUACAGUUUAUUGUACAAUUAUUAUGUAUUUAUGAUACAUUUAUUUUUUCAAACAUGAGAAUUCUACCUUGCCAUGGCACUAUACACACAGAACAUGCAAGUUUUACUGUUUUAUUUUCCACUAACUACAUUACAUUUUUGUUCAUUAUUCCAUACGCUAUGCUCAUAAUUCUCGUCAUAUAGCUGGCCAUUUAUGACCACACCGAAUGCUACAAAUGCUCCGCUGGACAUAACUUUGACACUAUAUGGAGUGUGCUAUUAUCUGUGUCUAUACUUCGAGUUUUAUUCUAACUUUAUUAUUAAAAUACUUAUUUAUUAAACAUUUAUCUUCCAUG
Molecule: messenger RNA, 2198 nt
Organism: Penaeus chinensis
Lineage: Eukaryota; Metazoa; Arthropoda; Malacostraca; Decapoda; Penaeidae
Product: potassium channel subfamily K member 15-like
Exons: 8
Coding region: 127-1371 (414 amino acids)
Biological process (GO): stabilization of membrane potential; potassium ion transmembrane transport
Cellular component (GO): membrane
Molecular function (GO): potassium ion leak channel activity
Source: RefSeq, a predicted model, not a curated record